Messenger RNA from Pogona vitticeps (central bearded dragon), 2416 nucleotides. It is a transcript of the gene EMP1, whose product is annotated as epithelial membrane protein 1. Lineage: Eukaryota; Metazoa; Chordata; Lepidosauria; Squamata; Agamidae. Gene Ontology annotation, cellular component: plasma membrane. The record is from RefSeq and is a predicted model, not a curated record.
UAAAACACAUUCAAAAGACACCACCCCAUUACACAUCCCAAUACAGCAGCAGGGGAAACUUAUAACCCCGCCAGGCAAGGCACUCCCUUCACUGCACUUCAGCGUUUCAAGGCAGCAGGAGUGUAAGAAACCUCCGUCCACAGAAAGGCCCUUUCUUUCUCAAAGACUUCUCUGCAUUCGAGGCAUCCCUGUGCUGAGGAGGCAAGAUGUUGGUGCUACUGGCGGGGAUUUUUGUCAUCCACAUUGCCACUGUGAUUAUGCUCUUUGUCUCCACCAUUGCUAACGUUUGGAUGGCAGGCCGGAUUGGUACUGCGACAAACUCAACAGGGCUCUGGAUGGAAUGUCUAAAUGGGCAGUGUUCAGAUGUUCAUGUUUCAGACAGUGACCUCUCUGCCCUCAAAUCAGUGCAAGCUUUCAUGAUCCUGGCCAUCAUCUUUUCCUUUGUCUCUCUGGUGAUGUUUGUGGUGCAGCUGUUCACGAUGGAGAAAGGAAAACGCUUCUACAUCACUGGAGCCUUGAUGCUGAUUGGCUGGCUCUUCAUCCUGAUUGCUGUUUCUAUCUACACUGCCCGAUUUCCGCAAUACUUCGUAGGCAAGGAGGACCACCAUGGUUAUUCCUUCAUCCUUGCCUGGAUUUGCUUUUGCUUCAGUCUCAUCGUUGGGGUUCUGUAUCUUGUACUCAGAAAGAAAUGAGGGCCCCAUCGGGUGAAAGUGGGAGGGAGGAUUAGAAAAACCAGGGGGCUUGUGGGAGGGAUGUGAAGUCACUUUGCAAUGAGAAUGGUUUUCCAAAAGAAAUGAUUCCACUGCUCAGCAACCAUGCCCAGUCACUGAAAGGCAUCCACCAAAAAGAGAAAAAGAAGAGGCUGCAGACUCCUCAUCAGGGGAUCAGGAUGAGGAAUGCUUGAAGACCCUUCACAAUAGCCAGAGGCCGUCUCCUUUCUCACACAAUUAUUAUGAGCAUCUCUUCUGAAAGGACAUUAAAGUUCUGCCUCCUUGACUGCAGAAAACCUAGGAACAGCACUGAAGAUUUUUGCCUUUCUUCUCUAGACCUCUAGCAAAGGGACCUCCUUCAGGCUCUCUGCUCUUCAUCCCCGCUCCUUUGUGGAAGGUGUGGUGAGAUGAGCACUGAGAUUUGUCAGGUCUUCUAAAUUUAAUGACGGUACAGAUUCCUUGUUACGUGUCCCUGAAAAGUGAAAGAUAUGAAAUAUGGAACCAGCCUCACUUGAGGCCAAUUUUCAGGUUUAAAAAUCACGAAUGAGUAAGCCUGGGUAUUUCCACCAUAGUCUUCAUCGCUUUUCUUUCCUUCCUUCCUCUUUUAAAAGAAGGAGGAUAGAGUUCUUGCUGCUGAAAUGAGGGAGGUGGUGGCAACAGCCGCUGAGAAGAGUGGUUGAGGGCAGAGAGGCAAAAAUGUUAAUUAUGCAGAGUGGAGACCUUCCGUAGUGCUCAAAAGAAUACCAUCAAAGGGCAUCACUUCCUGUUAGAGCUCAUUGUGUACCUAUUUGACACAGCUGCACUAUGAAGGCCUCACAGAGUCCCCAUGGUAUCAGUAAAUUGGUGGGUCUGUGGUGGUCACAGCCCACAAGUAGUAAGACUGAAAGAGCUUUCUCUGGUCAGAUCACUGAAGCAUUCACCAUUGGCACAAGAAAUCUCUCCUCUCACCACCAAACUGGGUUUCUUCCAUUAUUUCUAGAUAAUGGGCAACUUCAGAGUGCUGCAUUGUUAGAGUUAGGGGGUUGGUUUUUUAAAAAUCAGGUUUUUAAAAGCUAGUUUCGAUGGACAAUGUGUACCUUGUUCUCCUUAAAGGCCUUUAAAUCCUAGAAGAAACGUGCCCUGUGGGAUAGAGCAGGGCUGCUGUUUCAGGAUUCUGCCUGGCUGGAUGAUGUCAGUCAGGGUUUCCAGUUUGCCUCUUCCAGCACCACCGUCCAUGCUUUCCUUUUGUAUAACUCAUCUCCCAGGGGACUAGAGAAAGCCCAGCUAAUUAAAAAUUUGCAAACAGAAAGCUAAGCAGGAAAUGGCAGUGUGGAAGCAGGAAGAAUUAUCAUUAUGCUAUAGUUUCUGUCCACAUCAGGAUUUUCAGUCCUUGUAUUCCUGCCACUGCUAUCCAUUACAGAUUAGAAUAAUAAGUGGGAACGAUGAGUGGCAAGAAGAUAACACUUUCUUUACUCUUUGCUCCAUUCAAAUCAUAUAAAAAGGGGACACAAAUUCAGGGCUGCCAAGUCUAGUUGAAACAGUAUUCUCUUUCCUUCUCUCUUUGUUACAUUCUUUUCCCAUAUAGACUUCUGUAAUUGGUUAGAUUGUUCUACUGUUUUACUUGCCAUUUCUUGAAGUUUACUUCAAAUGCAGUCAAUGUAAAUAUUUUGAUACAAGUGUUUCGAACAGUAAGGAUAAAGAAAAAUACAAUUCAUUUCCCUUUAUCA